GAUUUUGCAUUCUUUCAAGCGCCAAGGUCAAAGAAAAUUUUAUUGCUUUCAUUGGGAAUGGUGAACUUUUGUGCUAUGGCAUGCUUUUCUCUUCUUUCUCCAUUUUACCCAAAAGAGGCCGAAGACAAAGAUGUAACGCAGACUGUGAUUGGUUUAGUCUUCGGAUCCUUUGAGUUUACAAUAUUUCUAACAGCACCAAUCUAUGGAAAUUUCAUAACGAAGAUUGGCUCCAAGUUCAUGUUUGUUUCCGGUAUUUUUGUGUGUGGCGUGUGUACCAUUCUAUUCGGAUUUCUGGAUGCUGUGCCUGACGAAACCACCUUCGUAGUACUUUGUUUCCUGACUCGUAGUAUAGAGGCCCUUGGAGCGUCCGCCUACAUUACAGCUAGCUUCGCAAUUAUAUCUCAUGCCUAUCCAAAACAUGUAUCCACUGUCAUAGGAAUUUUAGAGACAUUCAGUGGAGUAGGUAUGAUGGUGGGUCCAGCAAUUGGCAGUGCUUUAUACGUGUUUGGCGGUUUCGGUAUGCCGUUUUUUAUUCUGGGAGGAGUUUUGAUAUUCUGUGGAAUGCUUUGUCCUCUUGUUAUGCCAAUAAUUGAAGACAAGAAGCAAACGUUAUCGAAGUCAAUAUUUUACCUGCUCAGGAGCCCACUGUGUGUUAUUAUCUGUUUUGUCACUGUCUGUGGUACGUUUGGAAUAGGAUUCCUGGAACCAGUGUUAGCUGAGCGACUGAAUGAGCUGAAUCUGUCUACAAUACUGAUAGGGAUCAUGUUCCUCAUCAAUUCCGCCACUUACGCCCUCGGGGCUCCGGUUUGGGGCUGGAUUGGAGACACGAAGGGAGUAAUAAAAGGUCUGUUAAUAUUUGGGAACAUAUCGACUGGUUUUGGAUACAUGUUGCUGGGGCCUGCGCCAUUCAUGACAUUCUACCCAUUUGAGGUGUGGGCUCAGGUACUGGCCCUCGUGCUCUUGGGUGUUCUGUGUGGAGCGGCUAUUAUCCCCACUUACAAUGCUUUGUUUGAGGGAGCUGUUAAACAACUUGGAAUGGAGGAUGAUUUUGAAACUCAUGGAUUAAUAUCAGGUCUCUAUAAUUCAUGCUGGUCUCUGGGAGCUUUUAUCGGUCCGAUGACAGCCGGUGCGUUGGUACAGGAGUUCGAGUUCCCUUGGUCUUGCACAGCAUGCGGAGGGCUGUUUAUAUUUGCCGGUCUUGUGGUGUUAGUAUACGUUAUCUUAGAGAGAUACACGCUCCUUUGUCCCAACAAACCACCAAAGGCUGGAUAUGAAAAGAUGAUAGACGAAACCCUUUGUGAGAGUGAACAAGUUUAA
Molecule: messenger RNA, 1317 nt
Organism: Ylistrum balloti
Lineage: Eukaryota; Metazoa; Mollusca; Bivalvia; Pectinida; Pectinidae
Product: MFS-type transporter SLC18B1-like
Exons: 13
Coding region: 58-1317 (419 amino acids)
Biological process (GO): transmembrane transport
Molecular function (GO): transmembrane transporter activity
Source: RefSeq, a predicted model, not a curated record